Molecule: messenger RNA, 15428 nt
Organism: Schistosoma bovis
Lineage: Eukaryota; Metazoa; Platyhelminthes; Trematoda; Strigeidida; Schistosomatidae
Source: the annotation of a GenBank genome assembly
AUGGAAAUUGUUGAAGUUCUCAAUAAAAUGAACAAAGACUACCUUAGAUCAGAUUUCGACAAAAAGUUUAUGCUAAGGUCACUAUUUGUGCAAGUUUUGGCAGGAGAUAGUAUUAAUUUGUGGGAAGAUUUAUACUCUUUUGUGACUACAAACUUGGAUUUUGUACGAUCAGUAAAAGAUGAGGCUGAGUUCAGAUAUUUUGCCAAUCGAUCUAUGAAGGAUCUUCAAAUUUCACUUGAUAACCAAUCAGGAGAUAGAUCGUCAAGCCCAACAUUACGUUUAAGAACUAUUUUUGCUGAACUUUCUGAAAUGUUUUCGUACGUGUUAACUACAUGCUCCACAGAAUCAAACAUGGUGUACGAUAGUGAAUCUGUCACUAUUCCACUUUUACCUUCAUGUUACUGCGGUGUCAGUAAUUUUCAAGACGGGAAAUCAAUUUCUGUCGAUAGUAGUAAAACAAAGAGUAAUCAAAGUUCAUUAUUUUGUUUGUUAGGACAGGAAGAUCAUCCAUUGGAAAAUCUUUUACAAAAAAUUCCAUUCGGUAACUCGAAAUACAGAGCAUUUAAUGAAUACAUAAAGAAUUUAUCAAGUAAUAAAUCCGAAACACCUUCAAAAGAAAUUGAGAAUAUGCGCCCAAAUAAUGGUUUUGAUGCAAUCGUCUACUUUUCAGUCUGUAGAAAAAUGGGAGUUUAUGAGUUUAUGUACUUCACCAGAAAAAAACUCGAGAGCAGAAAUAUAUCACCAUAUGAUCUAGAACCUAUUUUAAGACCAAGGAAUGACGAACCACAUUAUAUAUUCAGUACAUUCGGUAUACUGGUCGCGACUGGAACUGAACAGGAGCAUUUAAGUCUCACAGAAUGGUUUUCAGAAGCAGUUUUAUGCGAAGCUUUAAAGAAAAAUCUCACAUUUUGCUACCUUUCAGCUUGGAAACCCCUUUUCACCUGGCGUCAAAUUACGAGAAGAAGAAAAUUCAAACGGAUACGUAAUAUUUUAUUAAAUAAUUGUCUACUUGCAAAUCCUUUAUAUGUUCGAUUAUUUCAGGUAGUUCAAAAACUCUUUGAUUCUCUGGAUACUUUGAAAUUCUUUCCGAAUAGCACGUGUCCAUUGAAUAUGGUACAAUUUUGUGCUCACAUUAACCGAAAUAUACGUUACAAUACUAUUUUAAUAUCACAUGUAACAAACUGUAUAUGUAUUGCAUUAAAAUUUGCAAGAUAUGCUCUUGCUAAACUAAUACGUUAUAAAGAAGAUGAAUUAAAUUGGAACUCUAAAGAAAUCAAUCAAACUAUAUCGAUGACUGAAACAUGGAAAAAAGGUUUAGUAAUAAAAAGUGAUUUAGAACAAUUACGUAACCAAUUGGAUAAUUUUCCAAAUGUAUUACAUUGUAUCCGUUAUCGACUGGCAAGUUCUCUUUUAUAUAAAUUUCAAUCAAGUAUACAAAACUACAUUUAUAAUGAAUUAAAGUUGAGCAGUAUAGAACAGAAAGAUAAACAAAGAGAGAAUAUUAAAGAAGAUAUAAUUGUGAACAAUUCUCGUUUAGUUAUUUAUCCUGUUUUAUUAAAACAAUCUGAGGAACCAAGUCAAUUACUUCUUUGGCCACCAUCUGUCACUAUGGUAACUAUUUUCAAUUUGACAUUUGAACAAUUCAAAGAAUCAUUACAUUUAAACAAAAUCAUAUUAGAAAAUCAACUUACUCAAAUCUAUUUCAAUGAAGAGAAAGAAAUUGAUAAUAUUUGUGAAAUUAUUGAUAAUCAAGUUGAUAUUCAUUCUAUCAUUCAAAUGUUUUAUAAAAAUUCUAAUUUAAUGAAUAGAAAUUAUUUAAAACAUACAACUAUGAUUCCAUGGAAUAGAAUGAAUCCAAAUGGUUUAGAAGUAACCAAUGUGUCUAUUCGUGAUAUGAUUAAUUGUUAUCUACCAAGUUAUACAGAAUUUGUGAAAGGCCUUGUACCUGAACAUCAGUUUCAUCAUAAUCAAUCGAUAUUAUCUGAUAUGGAUCUGGAUCAAUCCCAUCUUAAUAUUAGUGGUCAUAAUUACUUCCCUACCAUUGAAAAUGCAUCUCAAAUGGGAUUACACUCUCUUAUUGAGCAACAAUGUGAAGCGAUGAAACUUUAUGACUGUUUAUUGACUUCAUGGAGUGACAGAAUACAUGAAAAGACGAAUAAUAUAAUGCUAUCUUUACAGUGGAUUAUCAAUAUGGAUGAAACAAUAAAUGAGUUAAGUAUACUAUUAAGGAAUGAAGAUUUACAUACAGAAUUUCAUAAACAUCAACGCUUAUUUCAAGCAUCAUUUGAAUGGGUCAAUCGUUUAAUAAAUCACGUUAAAUAUGAAAGUCUUUUAAAUGACAAUAAUGAUAAUAAUAAUAAUUUACAAUGCUUCAUUUUAAUUGACUAUAAUCCAUUAUUUAAUUUAUUAUAUAAUGAAAUUACAGAGAAAUUAAGUAAAUUAUUUACAAUAUUUAUAACAAUAGUUCAAAAUUCAUUAAUAUCAAUCAAUAAACAAUUGGAUGAUUUUAUUCAAAUACAUACAAAUAUUCAAUCUGAUUUUAAUGGAUUCAUACAAAUUGUUACCUAUUUAAAUCGUGUACAUAAUUGUCAUGUGAAAUUAUUUAAAGACCAUGAUAAUCUAUGUCGUCAAGUUGAAUUUAUACAACAUUUUCAAAAAUGUUUAAACUAUUGUGAAGAAUUAAAAUUCAUUCAACUUGUUAAAUGGUCACAAUAUGAACAGUUUAUAAUUAAAUGGAAAAAGUUUACAAAUCAAAUUGAAUGGGCUAGAAAAAAAUUUCGAAGAUAUCAAGAAGAAUUCUAUCAAGUUUAUGAUAAAAAAGUUGAGGAAACUAUAAAAGAAGUUGAACGUUUAGUUCAUUUACUUACAACUGGCAAAUAUUCUGAUGUUAAUAAUGAUGCACAAAUGAUACUAAACGACAUGAAGGAACCAUAUUGUUAUGUCACAAAAUUGGAAAGUUCUAUUCAUCAACUUAUAGAUCAACAUAAAACUGUUCAAAAUUGUGAAUAUAAUGAGAAACAAUUUGAAAAAGCUAAAAUUGAUAAAAUGAAUCUAUCGUAUUCAUCGAAUAGAUCAUUGAUGAAUACAACGAUUACAUUGGAUAAUACACUUUAUAUUACAGAUAAUUGUCAAGUUAAUUUUAAACAUAUAAAACAAUCAUGUAAAUAUUUUAAUGAAACAAAUAAUAUUUUAUUAUAUAUUGAUAAUGAAAUGAAAAAAGUCAAUUGUAGAUAUGACGCAUGGCAACUAAAUUUGAAAAUUGAUACAUUUAAACAAGAGUUAUAUAAAUCAAGAUUAGGAGAAAUACCUUUAAAUAUGUUCAAUGAGAAAUAUCAAAAACUUGUUUCAUUAUGUAAUCAAUUAAGAAAUGAUGAUGUAAUUGUUCAAUAUGAUACGAAAUGUUUGAAUAAAAUGGAAAAAUUAUUGAAACUCUUAAGUUAUAUUUUGGAUACAGAAUUGUUGUCUUUCUCAUCAGAAUAUUGGAAUCAUUGUUCAAAACUAUUAAAUAUAUCAAUCAAUAUCAAUUGGAAAAAUUGUACAAUCAAUGAUUUAAUCAAUAAUCCUAAGUCUAAUUUAUUCAAACAAGAAUAUCAAUUAAAAGAAAUCAAUAAUAUAUUUCAAUAUUUAUUAUCGAUUUAUCAAAUUAAAACAACAAUUGAAAAUCAAUUCAAAUCAUUAAAUAUUCAAUUUGUAUUAAUGAAAUCACAUUCAGAAUUGAUUAAAUCUAUUCAUUUAUCAUUUCGUAAUGAAUAUAUUGAUCAAAUGAAUCAGGAUAUUUCUGGAAGGUAUUCAUCCAGAAGUAAUCGUUGUACAACAGAAAUUCCCUAUCCAUGGAUAUUCUUGAAUAUUGACAAUUUAAUUGAUAACUUAUGUGAAUUAUCAAGUAAACUUCAAAGUUUACUAGAUUCUGAACUUUUGAAUAGAAUAAAACAAAAUGAAACAACAAAUGAGUAUCUACUUGAAAAUGAUUACUACUUAAUGAAGAAAUUAAAUCAAACAAAGAAUACAUUAUGUAAUAUAAAGUUAAUACAAGAUUAUUGGUUAUAUUUAUAUCGAUUAUAUUCAUUAAAACAAAGUGAUGAAGAAUGUAACUCAAAUCAAUUCAUUAUAUUAACUGAUAAUUAUGUACAUUUGGAAAAUGGUAUACUACUAAAUAAUGAUCGAGUAAUAUCUGUUCAAUCUAUCGAAUAUGAAGAUAAUGAAUUAAUUCAAAUAAAUUGUAUAAAUUUACAAUGUUUUAUUGAAAUUGUUCAUAGUAAAUGGGAUUUAUGGUUAAUAUUAAAGAAUGAUCUUUAUGAACAUGUUAGUAUAUUUGAGAAAUCAAUCUAUGAAAUGUGUGAGACAUUUCCAUUAUUUUGUUUAUUAUCCAAAAUGGAAAGAAUUGAACUCCUGGGUAAUUGGUCCAUUCCAUAUUGUGAUUAUGCAGCUCCACUGAAAUGUUCUGUUGAGGACUUUACUGAUCAAAAACAAAAUUCUUAUCAGUCUUCUUUAGAUACUAAUUAUGGAUUAGUCAAUCUGAAUAAAUGGAUAAAACGCUUAUUUCCAUAUCUGUUAGAUUGUGUAAUAAUAUGGUGUAAAGCAGAGAAAUGUUGGAAGAUUACUAGAGUCAUUAAUGAAUUCCAUCAACAUAUUGAACUAUUAGAUUCACUUAAAUGGAUUCCAUCAAUUAAUCAAUGGUUUACACAAUUUUAUUCAACAUUACAAUUAACAUUCUUAAGAAUGACAUUGAAUUCCUUGUUAAAUGCCGAAAGAAACCAUAAAUGGAUAAAUGAGUCCAUCAGAAAGAAACAAUUAAUACCUGUCAUUAUUUUAGAAUUAACUAUACGAAUUAUGAAUUGGCAAAAAUUAGAGAAAAUUAUAAUAAAAGAAGAUCGAAGAGAUGAAUUCGUUAAAAUAAUAGAAUACUUCGAAGAACAAUUAAAUAGUAUUAUUGAACCAUUGAAAACUAUUCCGUCUAGUUAUGAUAAUCAAUUCAGUUCAAGAAUCGAUCAGUUAACAUGCCAAAUGUUGAUUGGAACAAUUUUGGGAUUUAUUUAUUUAAUACAAGAGUUGAGAAAAGAGUCAAAUUUAGACGAGAAUAAUUUUAUCUGGCAACGGUUAAUUAAAACACAACUUAUCAGUUCAAUAUUGAAUCCUGAAAGGAAUGAGUACUUUUCGAAUGAAUUAAAUGAGUACAAUGAUAUUCCAACAAUUGGGAUCAAACAAUUUUCAACAAUUCAUCCUUAUAAAUGGGAUAAUCAAAGUUUACUAAUCAAUAAUAACACAUUAUAUAUACCGUUAUUAAAUACUUCACAAGAAUUAAUUCAACUUGGAUCAGCGUUGAAUAAUCAUGAGUUUGGACUAUUAAUUGGAUCAUUUGGAAGUGGUAAACAAACGAUAAUUCGUCAACUUGCUUUUUUACUUGGUCGUCGUCUUAUAGAAUUUUCAUUUAACAUCUUCAAUGAUACAUUUGAGAAUACAUUAAAAAAUGAUAUUCUUAGUUGCAUACGAAUUGGUUGUUUAUUUUCAAUAAUGAAUAUGCAUUUUGCAGAUUUUACAAAGAAUCUUCAACAAUCUAUUGAGAACAUUGAUAAAAAUAGUCACAAGUUAAUCACUUAUCAUUGUAAUCAAUAUAUUUCUGAACCGAAACAAUGUUUAUUUAAUCAAAGUAUUAGAAUGGAUUGCAGUUUUGGAUUAUUCGGUACAUAUGAUUCUCGAAAUUUUCAGAAUCUGCCAAAAGUACAAAAACUUUCGUUUCGUAAUGUAACCAUUGGAUGGCCAAAUUAUUCAUUUAUUAUACAAUGUCUUUUCAAAUAUUAUUUACCUGAAUAUCAAAGUUCUUCAAUAAAGCAUAGACUAGUCAAUUUGUUGAAUAGAUCUUUAACAUAUUUUACAAAUGAAUCAGUUCUUCAUUAUAAACAAACAAAUACCUACUACUUGUCACUUUCAACUAUUAUCAAAACAUUUGAAUAUGCUAAACAAUUUUGGUUAGAGAAAUUUAAUCAUCUUCAAGAUAUACGUAAACAUACUGCACUCAAAUCAUUAGUAAUAUUGAGAAAGGAAGAAGAUAGAUUAGUUGAAAUUGCAAUACGAUAUGGAUUAUCUAAAGCUUAUAGAAUAAAUUUAUCUAUGGAUUGUAUGAAAGAUAAUUUCAAGAAAGUUUUAUUACAAUCCAACUUAGAUUUUGAUUGGUUAUCAACCAUUGAGCAAUAUUUAUCUUUAAAUUCUGCAUUACCUUUCAUGUCUGGUAAUGAAGAAUGUUUAAAAUGUGAUGAUAAUAAUCUGUAUCCAAAAGUUUCAUGGGAAUUUAUUUAUCGAUUGUUAAGAGAAAUGUAUGUACGUAAUUUAGAAAUAGUCAGUGGUCAGUUAAUAAAGAUAAUUGAAUUAUGGCAACUAAUAAAUGUAAAUCGUCCAAUUUUAAUUAUUGGCUCAGUUGGAUCAGGUAAAAGUACCAUUUUAAAAAUACUUAUUUCUACAAUCAAUUGGUAUCAUUGUACAAAGAGUAAACAAUUGAAUAAGUAUUUAUCAUCAUUAUCCGAGUCAACAUUAUUAUCAACAUACAAAUCAUCAUCAUCACCAUCCACAACAUCAACAUCAUCAUCAUCAGGAUCGGCAUCAUCUGAAUUGUCAUCAUCAACACCAACAUCAUCAUUAUCAAAACAAUUAAAUUCAUCUUCAGUUUCAAUUGAGGAAAACAGUAACAAUCAAGAAAUAAAUAAUGAUGUUGAUAUGAUGAUAUUCAAUAUACCAGAUCAAUUGAAUUCAUAUCUUAAUAAAUUUAAUCUUAUUUCAACAACACAUUCCAAUAUAAAACAAUUUGAUGUAUAUAAUAAAAUAAUUUCAUUAAAACACUUAUUUCCAUAUUCAAAUGAACAUUUAACAAGUUUGUUUUUAAAUGAUGAUAAUAAUGAUUCUAAAUUAGAAGUGGAUAUAUCAAAUAUGUUUGAAGAAUGGAUAUUGUUAGAUUUAAGUGACCAGUCUAUUGAACAUUUGACAUUUUUAAAUAAUGGUAACAUUUUGAAUUUAUUAAAAGCGGUUAAAACUUUUAAAUUCACAAGAAAAUUAUUCAUAGAAAAGACAACAAUAGAUGAUUUAUCUCCAGGUUUAAUUCAUCAAUUUUCAAUAUUGUCAACUGAAGUUAAUAAUGAGUUGAAUUGGUCACAUAUAUGGAGAAUUUGGUGUAAAACAAGUUAUUUAUCAUAUAUGGUUAUAAAUUAUAUAUGGGAUAAAAUUCUUAAUGAACUAGAUAAUCAUAUCCCAAAAAUAUUAGAUCGAAUUUGGGAGUUAAUGAAUCAAUGGUGUCACAAUGAAAAAGGCUUUUUAAAUAUCAAGUCUUAUAAGAAUGCAUUUUGUCAACAAAGUAUUAAAAACUCUUUAGCUUUGAUGUCUGAACUAUUGAACAAAUACUUUCCAAGAGAAUUAUGGGAAUUACGUAAAGAUGGCAUAAAACCAUCAUCUGUUUAUCAAUCAAAUCUUACAUUAAUUGAUUAUUAUUGGUCCGAAUGGCGAAACAUUGAAGACCAACCAGUAUUUUAUGAAAUCUUGAUAAGAAAUUUAUUUUUAUUCUCAUUUAUUUGGGGUAUUGGUGGUGGAUUAGCUGGUGAUCCAAGAUUAAAAUCACGAUUUGAAACAAUCAUGUUAAGAAUAUUAAAGGAUUUUAUUAGAUUGCCUAAUUCAUUGAAUAUUCAUUCCAUAGACAAUUCAUCAUCCAUAUUAUCUAUUGAAUCCUAUUAUACAAAUCAUAUGAAUUAUUGUACAAGUAUGAAAUGGAAUAAUAAUAAUAAUCUUAAUCAUGAAAAUGAAUAUGAAAAUAUCAAAGAAUUUCAAUAUAGUUUAUUUAAUUGUCUUAUUGAUUUAAGAACUGGUUAUUUAACACCAUUUUGGUAUACAGAUUAUUUACAAUUACAUUGGCCAGAAGAAUAUGAUAUCAUACAUCCAAAUGGAACUGCUUAUCAUAGUAAACCAUUAUUACCAACAUUAUUUCAUCUUACAGUUCAUUUAUUUACUGGUUCAUUAUUCAUACAAUCUGGUCGACCAGUAAUAAUUUCCGGUCCAUUUGGUUCAGGUAAAUCACAACUUGCAAUUGCUAUAAGUCAAAAUUCAGAACGAUCUAAACAAUUAAUUAAUUCAUAUAAUAAUAAUAAUAAUAAUAAAACGGGGAAAAAGUGUACAAGUUCAUUUCGAAUACAAUCAAAUGAUUUUCUACAUAGAAUCAUUUCUAAUUCACAAAAAACUAAUAAUCAAUAUCCAAAACAAAUAUUUGAUAAAAAAAUCAAUUUAAUGCAUAAUGUUAUCAUUUUAGAAGAUGUACAUCUGAUUUCCAAAACAGCGACAACACAAAGAAUAUGGAAUCAAGAAUUACGUAAUCAAUUAACUACUUGUAAUCUUAAUCAUAAUAAUUACUCUAAAGCAAAAUAUAAUUUUAUUCCAAUCUUAACAUCUUUGGAUCAUGAUCAUCAACUACAUUUCUCAACAAAAUUAAAUAGUUUAAUGUAUCAAUUCGCAUAUAUCAGUUUAACAGACCCUUGUUUAUUAUUUGUAAAAGAGAUGAAUAUCGAUGGAUUUCUCUAUGAACAAAAUAUUUAUGGUUUUAGUCCAAUAAGUUUACUUUGUCAAUCAAUGAUGUGUCAUUCAUUGUCAAGAAUAAGUGGAAUGUUAGUUGAGAGAUUCAGUUGGAUAAUAUGGUACAUGCAUUGUGCUUUAAUGAAAGAACGUUGUACUUAUAAUAAUACAAAAGUAGAUUGGUUAAUCAUGCAUAAAAUUGCACAUUCUAUGGGAUACCAUUUAAAAAACUAUUAUCCAUGCAAACCAACUGAUGAAAUCCCAUUGAAUAGUUCAAUUGUAUCAGACAAUAUAAAUAGGCAUAUUUAUUCAAGAUGGACACCUUUAUUGAUAAGUGAAUCGAUUCACCUCAGUUCAAAAAAUCAACUCAGUAAUAUUUUGCAAUCAGUGUUGUUUUUAUGUCAAGAGAUCAAACGAUAUUUUAGUCCAUUAUUACCUAAAGAUUUAUGUUCAGAAUGGUUAUUUAAUAAUUUAUCAAGAUCCAUUGAUUACUAUUUAAUGAAACCAUCUUCAUUAGGUCUUUUAGUUCCAAUUUCAUACCUUCUAUUUGGACCAGCUGGAAGUCUUUUCCUUGAUUCAAAAAUCACCAGACAGUCUAUUUUACAUUUAAGCAAACAUUCUUUGACAAAACUGACAAAUACAUCCUCAUCUGUUGUAUCUCAACGUGUUUGUAAUAAAAGUGGAUUUUCGGUCAAUUCAACCUCCUCUCCUUCUGUAUCUUGUUCAACACUAACAACAUCUUUCAGUUAUUCUUCAUGUUAUUCUAACUCGAUUACCUCUUCGUCUAUACAAACCACAUCUAUAACCGAUAGUUCUUUUUCGACACAAUCAUUCAACACUUUUUCAACAUCUACUCAAUAUAAUUCGAACAAUUAUACUUCAUCCAAUUUUUCCACUACUACAGUAUAUACUUCUUCAUCUGAUUCAUUAGUAUAUGGAUCUUCUUUAACUUCUAUGCCCAUUCUAUCUUCUUCUAUGCUCUCUUUACCGAACUCACUGAAUUCAUUUUUUACUCCACCUACCAUCUCAACAUCAACAUUUCCAACCACUUUAUUAACAAAUGAACUUUCCAAUAUGUCACUCCAGGAGGCUGAACAAGAAAAAAAAGAAGAAGAGAAACAGAUUAUUUCAACUGAAUCAAUAUCUAUUAAUGAUAAUGAUAUAAAUUAUGAAUUUAGUACACAAAUCGAACAGUUAUGUUCGAAGUUGAAUGAUGAAACAGAAACUAGUUUAUCAAAUUAUAAAAGACCGAUCUAUUCAUCAUUCUAUGAAAAAUAUGAUGAAAAGUGUAAUAAAAGUCAUCGAAGUUGGGCAAAGUAUGGUUUAUUAAAUCCUCAUCUUAUACCAUGUAUCAGUUUGCCAGGAUGUUUGGAUCAGACCAAUGAUUUAGAAGCUAUAUUUGUUAAUUUAAAAAAUGACUUAUCUAUAUGUGAUAUAGAAAUCAACAGUUAUGAUUCAAUAUUACAAUAUAUGAUUAGAAAUGCAAUAAAUUUAAUUCACAGUUCAUUAACUCAUAAUCCUUGUUAUAUACUACUGAAUAAUUCUACUAAUUGUAAAACAUAUGGAGUCAAUUUUCAUAUACAAAAACAAAUUAUCAAAUGUAUUAUGAAAUUAAAAAAUUAUCAUAAAAUUUAUUAUACAAAAUGUUUAAUAGAAUUUUUAAUAAAAUUGAAUCAAAAUUCUAAUGAAAAAUUUUGGGAUCAUUAUAAAGAAUAUGAAAUGAUUAUUAUUGAUUUAUCAAAUCAAAAUGUGAACCAGACCUUCUAUGAUGAUGAUGAUCAUCAUCAUCAUUAUAAUAACAAUAUUGAUGAGAUUAAUGAUGGUGAUAAUGAUGAUGAUGUAAAUGUGUUACUUUUAUUGAUACAAAGAUUACAGGAACUACGUUUUGAUUUACCAUGGAAUGAAAUGAAUUAUGAUAAGCUGAAAGGAAUUUUUGUUAUUGCUUCAAAGGAUGAUCAUCAACUCUUACAAUAUAUCUCAUGGGAUUGUGUUAUCAAUUUCAAUGAAAUAACAAAUGAUUUACAACAUAUGAAUAUAGAAUUUAAAAGUAUUACUAAUCAUAUAGAUUUUGAUUCAAAAUCUAUAUUGAAAAAUUUCUUAUCUAAUUAUGAUUUCUUAUUAAACAAUAAUAAUGAUAAGAAUCAUUUCAUUUUAUAUGAAUUAUUCAUUGAAGCUUAUUUAUUAAUUUAUCAUUAUUUAAAUGAAAAUAUCAAUGAUAUUCAUAGACAACAAACAUUAUUCAAUAAUCAAUAUUCAUUCAAUUACAUUAUACAAACAAUCAAUGUUUGGUAUUAUCUUCAAUAUGAUCGUAAUCAACAUUAUAAUAAUCAAUUCAAUGAAACUAAUUUACUUUAUAAUUCAAUGAAGAAUAAUUAUGAUUUAUUAGAGAAUCAAAUCAUUCAAGCUAAUUCUAUAUUAGAAUUAAUGAGAAAAGAUUUAUCUAAUUAUCAAGAGAUAUAUUUACCUGAAGCUAAAUUAAAUUAUACAAAUACAAAUGAAUAUUUACAAUAUUUAGAAAAUGAAAUUUUACAUAAAGAAAAUGAAUUAAUGAAUAUGAAGAAACCAAUGGAUCAUGUGAAGAAAUUAGCUGAAAAUGAAUUUCAUAAAUUAAAGAAUGCUUAUCGUUUAGCUGUUCAAGGGUUACAUAAUUUAUCCAUUGAAGAUUUAGAUGAAAUACGAUCAUAUCGUGAACCACCAGAUGAUGUGAAAAAUUGUGUCUAUUUAAUUUGUAUGCUUAUGGAUGAAGAGGAAAAUUGGGAAAAUGCAAAACACAUGAUGGUUCCAGUCAAAUUUAUUAGUAAAAUCUUGAAACUUUCCAUUCAAUCAAUUAAUAAACAUAAACAUAAUGAAUUAAGAAAACGUUUAAAUAAUUCAAGCAUAUUAACAUUUGAAAAUUUAUUACAGGUAAGUGUUGCUGCUGCCCGAUUAUGUCAAUGGUUAAGAGCAUUAUGUGAUUGCUGUGAUGCUGGAGAACGUUUACAGAAUCACAUUGAUGAUUAUUCUUCAAUUGAAGCACAAGUUAGACGAAAUGAAUCAGCAUUAGGCAAUUUACAUUUAUCAUUACAACUAACAAAAAUAAACAUAGAAAUGGCUAAUAAUCAUUUAGUUGGAUGUGAACAUCAAAUUAAACGUCUUUCAGAGAAUAUCGAUAUAUUAGAUUAUAAAAUUCAUGAAGCUAAAGCAUUGGCAUCAACUAUACAGAGUAAUUUAUCUGAAUUAUACAAUGAUACUAGCAAUCAUGAUGCAACUAAAAAUUUUUCAUUUUGGUUCAAUAUACUCGGAGCAUUGGGGACAGUGUAUUGUCAAACAUUACCGAUUAAGCAUAGAUCUUCAUUGUGGAAUAAUUUCAAAACUCUUGUUUGGAAUAAAAUGAAGGAGGUCUAUCACCAAACUACGAACGAUCAAAAAGAAAAUUUGAUAAUAUGUGAAAAAUUUCUUCAAAAUUCACCAUUGUUUAAAAUUAUUCAAGCAAAACCAUACGAACUAAUGAAAUGGUUUACAUUGAAUAAAAACUUUCCACCAGAAUUAAUACUUUUGUAUAAUAAUCAACAUAUUAGUUAUAUACUUGAAGCUAUUCUAUCUAUACUUACAAUUCUAUGGUCGGUUAGAUAUGCUCAUACUAAACAGUGUGAUAACAAUAAUGUGGAUGAAUCAAUGUUAUAUCUGUUUAUUUACGAUCCAGAUCUAACUGGUAUCAAUGUAAUAAAAUCAUUAUUACUAACAAAAGAUGAUACUGAUGAAAGUGAUAACAUUUCUUCAAGCAAAAAAGAUCAAUUAAUUUGUGAUCUUUACAUAGAUAUGAAAGAAUUUAUAUCCAAUUUUAACUACGCCAUUCAUACAAAUAAGAUAAUCUUCAUUAAUGUGGAUCAAUUUCAUAGUUUUAAUGCAAAAGAAAAUAUUAAUUAUUUAUUAAGAUUUUAUUUUAAUCAAGUCUUCAAUAAAAAUAUAUCCAGUACAAAAAAUAGUCAAAUUGUUUUAUGGACAUCAUUUAGUCAAUAUACUGAAAUUGGAUUUAAAUGUAGACAGAAAUUUUGCCAAGUUGAUUUUAUAUCAAUUGAUUUAGGCUUAUCUCAUUUGGAAUGUGGCAGUGCAUUAACAAGUUGUUUGUUAGAUCUAUUGCCUAACUGUAAUAUUCUUAAUUCACUUCAAAAAUUAAGGAUUCAUGAAAUUGAAACUUUUGAAAAGAUUUGUGAAGAUAAAAUUCAACUAUUGAAUAUAUCAAAUGAAUUAACAAAUUACAAAUUAUUCCAUUCUGAUAUAAAUAAUUCAAUGACCAAUACUAAUUCAAUUCAAUUCAAUGUAGAUUGUUUAAAUUUAACAAGACAACAUAUUGAAUUAGUUAAAAUCUUUUCAAGAUUAUCAAGUAAUAUGAUGCAUUUAAAUGAAUUACAAUUACAACAUGAACAUUUAAACAAUCAACUUAGUAUAUUUACCAAUCAAAAUAAUACAAAUGGAUGUAUCAUAAAUUUUACACGUAAAAUAUCAUUAUUAUUUCAUAGUUUAGAAGAUAUACAAUAUAAAGAUUAUAUUUCAUUACGUUGGCCAUGUAAACGAUUGUGUGAAUAUAUUCUAUCAAAAUAUGAUCAAGGUUUUUAUUCUUCCCAUUUGGAAAAUGUUAAUGAAAUCAACUCUCCAUCUGAUUUAUUUAUCAGUUAUGAACAUGAAAUACAAGAAAUUGGUCGACGCAUUAUACAUAUGUUAUUGGAAUUCUUUCUCAAUUCUUUAAACACUUGGAACAAUCCAUUAGGAUUAAUAAUACAAAUAAAAAUUUCAAUAUAUUUUAAUAUACUUCAAUAUUCUAAAUUAACUAUUUAUGAAUUACAUAAUCUAGAUCAGAUAAUUGAAAUUGAACUAUUUAAACAAAUCAUAUUCAGUAAUAUUUUUACAUGUGAAUAUAACUAUCAACAUUGUUUCAAUCACAAUAAAUCAGAGGUUCUUAAACGCAUUCAACUGUUAGAAGAAAAAUUGCCAACUUUAAAAGGUUUAGAAAAAGCAUUAAUGAAUGAGCCACUAAUAUGGACUGAAAUAGUUGAGACAAAGUUGAAUUUUUUUCAUUCAUUGCCUGGAUUCUCUACGAAACUACCAAUACCUGAAUCACAUGUAUUUUUAGUUUGGAUUUCAAUAAGACCUGACCUAUUCCAUAUCAUAUCAAAAGUUUUCGUAAAUCAUAUAAUGGCUCAACACAUUACAGUAAAUAAUAAUAAAGAAUAUUCUAGUAGAUCAUUUGAAGCUGAAAAGCAUUUACGUAUCGAUGAAUUGUUUCAACCACAAAUUAUGAAAAGAGUACGAAGGUUUUAUUCAAAUGAAAAUGACUUCUCAUCUUCAGUUAUUUAUUUAAUCCUUCCAAACGAACUGAAUGAAUUCAAACAUAAAGAUUUCUUUGCUCAUGAUAAAUCUGGAAAAGUAGUUGUUUCAAAUGGAUUAAUAAAUACAUUGAAUAAGAUGGCGAUAUAUUCAAAUAGAACUUUGUUUCCUAUUGACUGUGCAAAUACUACUGAUAUCUCCUACUGGUUAUCAUUAUGUGGAUCCAAUACAAAUAUACUUCCAUAUCAAAGAGUUUUGAUUGUUCUUCAAAAUGUACACAUUAUUCACAAGAGAAUGGAUAUACUAUUAGAUGAAUUAUUACAAUAUGGUCUUUAUAAUUUAAGGUAUAAACAAAUUUAUCAUUUACAAAAUCAAGAAAAGCUUAUAUUAAUCAAUAAACUUGGAAUAUGUUUUGAUAUUAUAAUUGAUUUCACAUGUUGUACAUCCGAAAAGCAAAUAGUAUCCGUGUACAAUAGAUUACCGGGUUGGUUAAGAUUAAAAUGUCUACCGUUGUUAUUCCAAUAUGAGAGUGAUCAGUUGUUAUUUACUACGAGUUCGUGGAAAGUGACCUCAUUGGUAAAUAAAAAAGAAAAGCCGAUUUGCUAUCCACAGGAAAAUGUCAAUGAAUCUAUAAACGAAGAAAAUUCACAGUUGUGUUUAGAAGAGUCUGAUGGAUUAUAUGAGAAAAUUGAAUCUGACAAACUUUACGAAUGUAUAUACAACAAACAAGACAUGGAUAAACGAAAACAAUCGAUAGAUACAAUUUGGGCUACGAUUGAGAAAGAAUUAAUGAUACUUGAAACAACCUUCAAACAAUUGGAAUCACGUUAUUUAUCAUCAUCGUCAUCAUCACCACCAUCAUCGGCAUCGGCAUCAUCAUCAUCAUCAUUGUCCAUUAAAAAUACUUCACCUAUAUUUAUGUUGACAACUCAGUAUUACGCAUAUUUACGAUCUAUAAAAUAUUAUCAUCAUUAUGCCAGAAAAUAUCCAUCAAACAAUUACAAAUUAUUUAUAUGGUUAAAACAUCAAUUAUUAAUUGCAAAACACUUUUAUCAAUUAAUGAAUUCAUGGGAUAUAAAGAAAUUAAUUGGUUUAACAUUACCAGCUUCAAUUAUUGUUAAUCCUAAAUCAUUAUUUGAUUGGAUUCUAUAUUCUACAUUAAAUAAUUCAAUGGAACAAUAUCAUAUAAUAUCUACUAUUCGAAAACCAGGAGACAAAGAAAUAUUUAAAAAUGGAUUAAUAAUCAAUUCUAUUCGUUUAAUAAUUCAUAGAAAUACUAAAAAGCGUAUUCAUAAUCAAACGGAGUAUAAUUUAAGUAGUCUAUUAAAAAUUACUAAAGUAAUUAGUUUACAAUUAACAACUGUAUCUAAUGAAAUAUUCAACAAAAUGAAUUAUAUCAAUGCUAAAUGGAUUAAAUCAUGGCCUCCUAAUAAAGAUGAAAUAUGUCCAAAACUACCUAUAUUAUUAACAAAUUAUAAUGAAUUAUCAAAGAUUUACAUUAUAACUGAUUACAAUUUGUAAACUUUUGAUUAGAUAAUAUUAAUAAACCAUUUUUUAAAAUAUAUAUAUAUUUCCUUACAGUG